GCUGACGGCAAUGCCUCGAACUCCCACAUUUUCAAACAAGACAUAAAAACUAUUUUGCUUCGCCGCUGGCUGGAGUUUUCCUCUACAUACCCAGCAUCACUCUUCCUCGUUUCGAAGAACCGUAUGGCAUCGAAAGAAGAAGCGCUAGCCGCCUUUGCAAGCGAGAAACUCGUCUCAUCGCAUUCUUUCAACUUCAUCGAAGGAUGGAUUGGUUCCGAUCACCAGUUGCACACUCGAAAAGGCGAGGUGGCGUUCGAUGAUCUCCCUGACUUCCUCAACGGCAGCAAAAUUACCGAGAAGCCACAAGAGCCAGGGAAUUCUCACCGUUUUCGCGUCCUCUCCUUUCCGCGUCUGGAGAAUGGCCGCCUAAAGAUUGCAUUUCCAAGAGAGACAUACCAGCAGAUUAAGCGCAGCUGGCGCCUGCACGACUUCACCCUGGAAGCCUUCCUCAACAACAAUGGCAUCCUAUGCAGCUUCAACACUAAGGAAACCAAAAGCAUUCUCAUGAAGGUCACGGCCUCGCGAUCUGUAGGGUUUGAUACUGUCUCUAUCGUACAUCACCGCCCGCAAAACGUCACGUACGUGCUGUACCACAGCCUUGAAGACGAGGCGGGUAUCUUCAACUCCCUGCUCGCGCAUCCGGAGCGCUGCCUCCAGCCGGCUUUCUUCGCUGCGGUUCUUUACCGAUGCCAUCAACAGCGCGUGGAGCGCUUCCGCAAUAAGCUCGAUGACGAGAUUGUUGCCAUAGAGCGUGGCACCAAGCUCGGUGGACCUGGAAGACUAUUCGGCCAUCGCUACAAGCACGAGGAGCCGACUGUGAAGGUCGAUUGCGACAGCACCACACAGAAACUGAGCUAUGUGCAGACGGAGCUUGCAGUCGGCAGCCACACCGCGCGAUCAAGCCUCAAAUGUGGAGAGUGGCUUGUCAAACUUGCAGAGGAUGAUCAUGCUGAAUGGAAGAAAGCUGCGGGGACGCUUGAGGCAGGCAAAACCGAGCUGGAGAUAUUAUCGGCGGACAAUACAAGGAAGACUCUCGACGAAGCAGAAUACGUGCGACGGCGUGCGGAAACCGUCCAGUCUCAGCUCGAAGCGGUAGGCGACCGCGUCCGAAGCCAAACAGCCUUCCUCCUCAACACAGCCGCUCAAACGCAAUCCGACUACUCCGCCACCAUCGCCCUCGAAACGCGCCGCGAUAGUUCAGCUAUGAAGACCAUCGCCAUCAUGACCAUUCUCUUCCUGCCCGGCACCUUUGUCGCUACCUUGUUCGGCAUGGAUAUGUUUAGUUGGGGGAGUGAGGAAGGCGUUGGGGACCCUAAGGUGAGCAGGUUCUUCUGGGUAUAUUGGAUUAUUAGUGUGCCGUUGACGUUGUUCGUUGUGGUUACUUGGUUGCUGUGGACUAGGAGGGAUUUGGGGCGGUGGGGGAGGGUGAAGAGUUGGAAGGACCUGGAAUAGGGAUAGGAGACCUUUGGGAAGGUUACGGAGGAACCCGUGACCGAGAUAUGAGGAGGGUCUGGAGUAUAUCAAGAUAGCCCUUACGAUAACAUGAAUAUCCCGUU
Trematosphaeria pertusa is the source of this 1556-nucleotide messenger RNA. RefSeq lists its product as uncharacterized. Gene Ontology annotation, molecular function: metal ion transmembrane transporter activity. Gene Ontology annotation, cellular component: membrane. NCBI's taxonomy places the organism in Eukaryota, Fungi, Ascomycota, Dothideomycetes, Pleosporales, Trematosphaeriaceae. Gene Ontology annotation, biological process: metal ion transport; transmembrane transport. Bases 124 to 1452 code for a protein of 442 amino acids. The transcript is spliced from 2 exons. The record is from RefSeq and is a predicted model, not a curated record.